AUGGUAGAAAGUAAUACGCUAUUAUAUGAUACACUGGGAUCACUCAGAGUACCCGAUCUCAAGUCCAUUAUUAACAUGGUCAACGACAAAUUCAAUCACACAAUCUCUACCAAAGGUAGAAAAGACGAGAUUGUUCUUCGAUUGAGCGAACACCUACCCGAGUUGGUAGAAAAGUGUGAUAAAGCAGAAGCAAAAUACGUCAUAGACUUUAUGAAUACUGCUGCCAAUAAAAAGUUGGCAUGGACUUACUCUCAAGGCUCUUUUAAACUGUUGGAGGAUACUACUCCGGAAGAACAAGAAAGAGUGGCUGAAGAAGACACAUUGACCCAGCCUACUCUUCCACAAAGCGUACCAAAUUCAGCUGAUGGACCAUGGCCAAAACGACGGAGACUCCAAGAUCAAGAUCAAAGCCAACAGCUAAAUGAACGAGAAUCACAAUUACAAUUUAAUCAGGCACAACUACUUCAUGAGACGCAACAAAAUGACCUGACACGGCAACACCAUCUACUCCAAGAACAAUCGCAACAGCAGCCUAAUCCUAAUCAACUAGCAGAAUACAUGAUAAAAACCCCACAAGUAUCUAUGUCAGAUCCUAACAAUAUGCAUCAAUCAUCCACCAGUCAAGGAUUUCCAUCACAAUACAGAACAGACAAUCCAAUGCUGAUCAAUACCAAGCCAAAUUCUUUUUACCGACGUAUCUCUACAUUAACACACACGGUUUCGUGUCCAGUAACGCCUGAAAACGGAAGAGGAUCAAAGCACCUUAACUUCAAAUUGAGCCUUCAGCAAGUCGAAAAACUCAAACUUCCCAGACCUUACGAUGGACGAUCUAUAUUUCAAGUACGAAUGUUCUGUAUUGCAGCACCAGAUCCUGACCAAACCGACCCAACGGCAGAAUCAUUGAUAGAAUUCCCACCCAUGUGUGAAUUGAGAAUAAAUGGUCACAUAAUAGAGGGGAGUUCACUUCGUGGUUUAAAAAAUAAACCAGGAACAGUACACGCUCCUGAUGUAACACCUUGGAUAAAACCCUUUCAUCUAAAUAAAGUCGAGUUGCUGUUUGCCAAUACAACAAAGCGAUAUUUAGCAUGUAUGGAAUUUGUCGAGAGAAGUACAGUAAAUGCUCUAGUCGAGGAUUUAACCGUAAACUUUACGAUGUCAAAAGAAACCGUUUUGGAGAACUUCAAGAACACCAACAGCGACACAGAUAUUGUAAUCACUUAUGCAACAUUGACUACAAGAUGUCCUAUUGGCUUUAGCCGUAUCGGAAUACCCUGCCGAAGCAUCGCAUGCCAACAUUUGCAGUGCUACGAUCUAACUACAUUCUUAUCCAUGAACGAGCAAACACCGACAUGGAAAUGCCCAGUGUGUUCAUGUUCCAUUUCAUCUCACCGAGAGUUAUUUAUCGAUGGUCACUUUUCAGACAUUCUGUCCCGGGUGGGCAAAAGGAUCGAAAGCAUACAGAUAGACUCGAACGGAGAGAUGAAAGAGGGAUCUGGCGGUGGAAAUUCCAGUGAAGACGAUGGUGAAGAUUGCGCAGAUUACGAUUCUGAUGACAACCCUAUAACAUCCGCAUCGCCUCAAACAAAUCUUAGAAAAGAGAAUAAUCCAGCUAAUCCAUCUCCAGCUAUUUUGUGCAUCGACAGUGACAGUGACAACGAUAACGACAAUAACAAAGGCAAAGGCAAAGACAACAUCAAAGUUAAAGACAACGAUAAAAGCGAAUGCGAAUGCGAAUGCCAAUCCAAAUCCAAAUCCAAAUCCAAAGAAAAUGAAGAUGUCAAUCGUAAUGAUAAAGAGAAAGAGAAAGGCGAUGAUGUUAAAGCGCAACCCAAACCAUUGAAAUCAAAUCCUAGCUGCAGCAGUGCUGGCAGCCAUGUAACAUCUAAUUAUAACCACCAGGACCAAAAAUCAAGGUCAUUACGGCGUACAGAAAAAAACAAAAAUCGCCCACUUGUUAUUGACCUAACUACAGACAGUGAAGAAGAAGAUGACGAAGACAAAAAAGUUAUCGUAAAGACCUAA
Molecule: messenger RNA, 2022 nt
Organism: Phycomyces blakesleeanus NRRL 1555(-)
Lineage: Eukaryota; Fungi; Mucoromycota; Mucoromycetes; Mucorales; Phycomycetaceae
Product: MIZ-type zinc finger transcription factor
Exons: 9
Coding region: 1-2022 (673 amino acids)
Biological process (GO): protein sumoylation
Molecular function (GO): zinc ion binding; SUMO ligase activity
Source: RefSeq, a predicted model, not a curated record